Lytechinus pictus (painted urchin) is the source of this 3560-nucleotide messenger RNA. Its product is annotated as E3 ubiquitin-protein ligase MIB2-like. The transcript is spliced from 17 exons. The coding region runs from base 1 to 2742 and encodes 913 amino acids. Gene Ontology annotation, cellular component: cytoplasm. Gene Ontology annotation, molecular function: protein binding; ubiquitin-protein transferase activity; zinc ion binding. Gene Ontology annotation, biological process: protein ubiquitination. Lineage: Eukaryota; Metazoa; Echinodermata; Echinoidea; Temnopleuroida; Toxopneustidae. The record is from RefSeq and is a predicted model, not a curated record.
AUGGGAACUCCUCCACAACCAGGUUUCUGUGUCAUCCGGGGACCAGACUGGGUUUAUAAAAACCAAGAUGGCGGAAAGGGACAUGCAGGAACUAUUCUUUCACUCCAGGCUCAAUGUCAACCAAACUUUCCGAAGUUGUCUGUGCUGGUCCAAUGGGACAAUGGUAAUAAGGGUCUUUUCCGGGUUGGUUACGAUCAGGCCUUCGAUCUCAGGAUUAUUGACACAGCUAAUAAAGUUUGCCAUCCUAAGAUCUGGUGUGAUGGGUGUAAUGUUGAUGAAAUCAGAGGGAUACGAUGGAGAUGCACUGAAUGCUAUGCCAUUGACCUCUGUACAACCUGCUACAUGAAUGAUGAACAUGAUCUUAGUCAUGUCUUCAUGAGAGUGCUUUCCUCAGACAAAACAUCAAUGGGUCCUAAGAUGUUACCGAGAUCAUCUUCUCCUCGAAUAGCUCUCAGAGGGAUAUUUCCAGGGGCAAAGGUUGUCAGACAUCCCCAGUGGCUCAAGAGACAAGGAUCAGGUAAGGUGCUCGGGACAGUGGUUAAACGUGAGCAGACAUCUGAGGAAAGAGUCAAUGUCCAAAUAGCGGUUGCGUUUUCAUCUUCACCAGAUUGGAUAGACAUCACUAAGAUCUUCUGCACACUGCCAGGCUCUGGCGGCCAGGUUUAUGACGGACAUCUACCGAAUCUUGGAGAUCUGGAGGCUGUGAAUGAAGGAGACAACGUUCUGGUAACCGCGACCCCUGCAGAAUUGGAGACACUUCACAAACGCAGAGCCCUGUGGAAGCCUGAGAUCGCCAGCACAUAUCGAAAGAAGGGCUUUGUGAACAGAAUAACCCAUACUGGCGACUUCACCGUGACUUUCCAUGACAUCCAAGAAACGUUCACCAUGAAUUCUGCAGCUCUAAGAAAGGUUCAUCGACUUUGUCUUGGUCAGCUUGUCCGAGUAAAUGAUGAUAUGGAGAUGGUCAAGAGAUUACAGUCUGGGCAUGGUGGAUGGACUUCAGCUAUGAAAAAGGCUCUUGGUGCUGUUGGGAGAGUGAUAGAGAUUGACGGUUCCGAUAUUCGGGUUAAACUGAUGGAAAACAAAAAGUUCAUUUUCAGUUCUGCUAACCUGACACCAGAACGGAUUCGUGUUCCUAAACCGAAAGACCACAACUUCGAAGAAAUGUUUCGCGCUCAAAAUCGGAUCAUGAUGGAUCCAGCAUUGAAGUUGAUUAAAGCUUUAAAUUUUGGUGAUAUCAGCGAAGCGGAGCGCAUACUGGCUCGACAUCCGGAAUGGAUUAAUCACGAGCUCAUUCCUGGCGCUUCACCAUUAGGAUUCUUUGCAGGCGAAGGGGAUGUAAACGCAGUGAAGUUCCUCAUUGAGAGAGGAGCAUUGAUAGAGUUCAGUGACUUGAAAGGACAUACCUCACUUUUCCAUGCUACAAUCGAUAACAAAUUUGAAAUAGUAGAGUACCUCCUACAACAAGGAGCUGAUGUCCAUGCUGUUGACUGGCAAGGGAUAACAUGUCUCUCUGUGGCGUGUGCUAAGGGGUUCUUUCAAUGUGCACACUUUCUAUUGAUGUAUGGUGCAGACGUCAACCAGAAGGGCGAGCAAAAUCUUACACCUGCACUCUUGACAAUUCAAAGUGGAUCAAGAACCAUCGUAGACCUCAUAAUGGAUAGGAAGGAUGCUGAUCUGAAAGCGGUUUCAAAGGAUCUAGUAUCAGUCAUGCAUGGUGCAGCAGCUGACGACAAUACUCAUGCUAUGAAUAAAAUCUUAAACAAGGUUCCAAGACUGGUAGACGCGCGUGAUGACACGGACAAGACUCCUUUAUCAUCAGCUGCUAUCAAGGGUUGCCAAAAUGCUGCAGAACUGUUAAUAAAAAAGGGACGCUGCAAUGUGAAUGUAGUGGAUGGAGUAUUUGGGAUCAAUCCUCUCGGAGUUGCAAUUGCCCAUGGGAAUCUCCAUUUAGUUGAUGUCUUGGUAAAACACGGUACAAACCUCAACCUUCCAAAUUUUUGUGGAAAUACUACCCUGCAGAUUGCUCGGAAUGUUAUCCGGAACACGCAAUCAGGACAAGAUAUGAAAGAAGAACCGUUUAUGGCCGAGAUGAAGAAGAAAUGGGGGCACCUUGGAAUCAAAACAAACUCAGAUGCUCUUCUUGCCUUUCUUGUUUCUCAUGGUGGUGAUCUGAACGCAACCAACAGCGCUGGAAUCACUAUGAAAAUCCAGCUUGACUUGGAACAAGAUCCAAUCCUGCAACCUCUACUCGAUAUACAAGCUCAAAGAGGGAAAGACAUUGCAAGACAGCAGACAGCAGCUAACCACCCUCUUCGUAACCUGACUAAGAAAAACAAAGACAUCGGAAGUGAUGCCAACCCUGUGUCAUCUCUUUUGAAGGAGAGUGCUGCAGCUAGACCAGCCGUAAAGAAAUCCAGUUCUGGAACAAUGGGAGCCUCGGUGAAGUUGACAGGGGAUUCGGCGCGCCCUGGGACGGGAAGAGUCCCGGAAAAGAAGGUGGCAGCGGUUUCUAGCAGUCAGCAGAAUUCCACAGGCGAGUUACACCACCUAAAAACUGAACUUCAACGUAAAGACAAAGAGCUUGAAAUCCUUAGGUCACGUGUUCAAACACUGGAACACCUGGUCAAGAAGAAGAUCUACUUUGCUUGCGGUCAUGACGUCAUCAAGAGCAUUGCUGAUUUGAUCCCGGAAUGCCCCAAUUGUAGCGAGCCUAUUUCCUCAGUCGUAGACCUGAAAUAAUAAGGACGAUAAUGAUGACGGGGUUGACAAUGUCGAUUGUGAUGGCGAUGAUGAUUAUGAUGAUUGUCUGGAGCUAUUAGCGUAGUGUGAACACUCUCAAUUGCAGGGAUUUGAAUUAAAUCCAAGUGGACUGUAUUUACAAUCGAAUUCUGGAUUUAGAUUUAAACCUGAAAAAAAUAAUGAAUCUUAAAAGCUAUGAAUUCAAAUCCUUUGAGAUUUAAAAAUCAAUCUUUCGGAUUAAAACUUUAAGACUAAAACGUCCACUUGGAUUUAUUUUAAAUCCAUGCAAAUUAUGGUGAAAUAAUUCGCGUUUAGAUGGGAGUGCUUCCUUUUGAAUAGACUCAGGGGGCAAGAUAUGGGUGCGGCGGGGGAAGGGGCGACCACCUUAAUUCCCCUCCUCCGAUGUUACAAGAAUGAAAAAUAACAGGAAUAAAAGGAGGGAAGGCGAAAAGAAUAAUUUUAGAAUAGAGGUUUUGUUACUUAAUAAUCCUCAAAAUUGAAAAGAAAAUCACGUUAAAGCGCGGCAAAAGCUUUGGAAAACCGUCAAUAUGAAUUAUAAUUGAGUAUCAUCUAAUAUACCUAUCUUAAAGAAGUGUAGUAUCCAAUUAAUCUCUUUUAAACUGCUAAUCAGAUCUUAGAUGUCUAGCGCCUUCCCACCGCGAUGUUUUUUUAUUUUCUUUAAAAAAAGGCUUUUUAAACAAUUUUAUCUUAUACAAAUUUAAUAAUUGGAUAUCGGAAUUCUACGAACAAAAACACAGUAUUCGACAAUUUUCAGCUCACCUAAUUCUCUAAAAUAUUUUUAUAUAAAAAAGAUUAAA